AUGAAAUAUUCCACCAUCAUCAUUGCUUUAGCUUUAUUAUUUGCUAUCGUUGAUGCAAGGAUUGGUCAAGAACACAACAAUGCUAUAAAAAGGUUGUUUAAAUUUAAACCCGGUGAUGGCGACAUUGACGGGCAUCUUGAUGAUCUUUCGGGAGGGUGUAAUGAUGCUUUGUUGAAUAACGCUCCUCCUUGCGGCAUUCAAGAUUAUUGUGACCAAAUGAUCGAUGUUGCAUAUCAUUUAGCUCAAUCUGAAAAAAACACCCCGGAACCCGGUCUAAGAUCCCUUAUCUGUAAAAAAGAACCUAGGCAUUUUGAACUUAAAGGAUUACACUUUAAACAAGAUCCUACUAAAAGUUCCGAAAACAAAAAGCCACCCUUUAAACCAGAUGAGUUUAGUACAUUGAGAC
Molecule: messenger RNA, 406 nt
Organism: Racocetra fulgida
Lineage: Eukaryota; Fungi; Glomeromycota; Glomeromycetes; Diversisporales; Gigasporaceae
Source: the annotation of a GenBank genome assembly